Messenger RNA from Cyclocybe aegerita, 720 nucleotides. The record is from the annotation of a GenBank genome assembly. Lineage: Eukaryota; Fungi; Basidiomycota; Agaricomycetes; Agaricales; Hemipholiotaceae.
AUGUCGUUCCCGCGGACAUUUCAACAGCUAAAAAGGCAUGCAAAAAAGACUCGCAGGGGAUGUGCCUUCGGGGCUGAGAUUGAGCUGCAGGAGUUUCAUGAAGAGGUUUAUAGAGUCUCUUUACAAAAGUGCGUCCCAAGAACGACUAGUAUUGCUUCCAAGAUAUGGCUGAACACGAUUCAAGUGAAAGAUGAUAGCUUGAAAGACGUUCCGGGAUUUGAUUUGAGUUAUUCCGUCUUGAGUUUCGUGGCACACAGGCACUGGUUACGCGCAAGAUACGGAGAGGAUACCUUUGACGAAGGCUACGACCUUCUCGCAGGCGAACAGGAGGAACAGCCCAAUGGAGAAGGAGCUGGCGAAGAUGGCAUGCAAAUGGCUGAAGACGGUCAUGCUGGUGUGAACGGAGGCGAUGGCGAACAAGAUAUGGCUGGUCAUGAAGAACCGACGCCUGCGACGGGGAUUGCUGGUGAACGACAACCCAACAAGGUUCGGAUUACAACGCCAUAUCUCACGAAAUACGAGAGAGCGCGAAUACUGGGAACAAGAGCGUUGCAGAUAAGUAUGAAUGCCCCAGUUCUCGUUCCGCUUGAUGGGGAGACGGAUGCCCUUCAAAUUGCCAUCAAGGAGCUCUCGCAACGGAAAAUCCCACUGGUCAUCCGACGCUACCUACCUGACGGCAGCUUCGAGGACUGGAGUGUCUCGGAAUUGAUAACGGACUGA